ACCGGCAAAUCAAGAAACCUGUCCCAUUGUCCCGGCCAGUGCCGGCACUCUCCAUCCCUUGUUUGCCUCCUCCCAUUUAAACCCUCACCCUCACACACACACUGCAGUCUGCAGGGAAAUGAUUCCGCGUUCGUAUUAUACUAAGGCGGAGGCGCAGAGCAAGGCCGCCGAGAUGGCCACCGCCGUCUUAGGCGCUACUUCGCCGCUGCAGAUCGUGGCCGCCUGCGCAGAGGUGGAGUCUUUCCUCCAGAAACAUACCCCGGACCAGUCCCGCUGGUUUUUCUCCCUCACUUUCCCUACCCUAAUCUGCAAAAUCUUCGGCUUCGACUGUGCUGCUAAGCUAGCUCAGUCCCCCACCGGUUGGCUCGAUAUUGCCGCUCUAUCGGAUGAUCCCCAGCUCUCAGGUAGACUCUUCAGCUUACUAUCCCCCAAUGGUGUGUUACUGUCAUCAAUUGCAGCUGUUGAUGACUUAUCUCUGGUUAAAUAUGUGUUUCCGGUUGAAAGAUUGCCAGUAUGGGUUCAGCAUAUGCUUCAAACCGAGAAUUCUAGGAUAUUGUCCGACUUGUGCCCAUUGUUUAGGGGUAGGUUGAAGGAGGAUUCAAUCAAGGGUCCAGUUUCUCAGGUUCAUUUGAAUGUUUUUGAGUAUUAUACUUUUUGGUUUGCAUAUUACCCUGUUUGUAGGCGCUGUAGUGAAACCCCACCAGCUGUUAGCGUUAAGAGAAGCAGAGAAUUUAGGUUCAAGAAUUGGGCUUAUUCCAUUCCUCAUUUAUCAAACAAUAAGCCUGGAACAGAGUGGAAAAAGGAUGGCAAUCUUUAUGCACGCCUCUUAUUCGCGUAUCUUCAUGCUUAUGUAUAUAUGCACGACUUGAAUGCUCAUCAACCAUACUGUAGCUCACUACUGCAUUACUCUUCAGUAUAUAACACAUUUGUUGCUGAACAAGCAGAGUUUUUCUUUAAUACACUAAUACACUUUUGGCUAGUGGACAAUGAUUUUUCACCAUUGCCAGUGAACUUGUGCAAGAUGUAUGGUGUGUUGAAACUUUUCCAUCCAGUUUUGAAUGAGACUCCCCCGAAUUCAAGAUUAUGUGAGGUGGUGAAUGUUCUUGUGAAAUAUUUGAACUUGAACUCAUUUACACUUGAGAGUCCUAGAAGGAAUUCAGGGUCAGCUGAUACUGUUAAAUCAAGGGAUGAUGCAUUGAGUAUGCAUUCUUUUAAUUAUUGGCACCCAUGGGUCCAGAGGCCUUUGUAUAGAUUUAUAUUAAGGACAUUUAUGUUUUCACCUGUGUGCAGUCACUUAAAAACUGCAUCUCAAGUCUUCACUGUUUGGGUUAAUUACUUGGAACCUUGGACGGUCAGUUUGGAAGAGCUUGAUGCAGGUUUAGACUUAACCUCUAAAGAUAUGCAAAAGGAGGUUACUAAUUCAUUGACACGUGGAUAUUCUUCUGCUUGGCAGGGUUUUGUGUUGGCUAACUAUUUGUUUUACAGCUCUCUGGUUAUGCAUUUUAUUGAGUUUUCACACAGAUUUCUUCACACAGAUCCUGAAAUAAUUGUCCAGAUGAUGUUGAAGGUGAUAGUCAUAUUAACUUCAUCUGUGGAGCUAACAGAUCUCAUAAAAAAUGUGGACUCUGUUUUCCAUUCAAAAUCAUCUGGAUCAUCCAAAUCAAUGCUUAACUUAGAUCAGUUUACUCCUGCAAUUCAUGAACAGUUACAGGACUGGGAAGAUGGUUUAUGCAAGAGUGAGGUUGAUGGAUCUUCCCUACCCGAGAUUGGAAACAAAGGCUUAAAACUUUUCAGUUACAGUGAAGAUGGUGGACAGAAAUUGCUACAGCUCUUUGUAUUGCGAGCGGAGUCUGAGCUGCAAGCUAUGGGUGGGGACAAACUUGCACAAAACUUAGAAUGUUUGGACACACUCAAAUCCCAACUAGUGCACUUAUUUGGCGCCCCUAUUAUGAAGACGCCUAUUAGCAUGUCAGAGACAACAUACUGUGAGCACCGACGUGAUGAAAUUUUUAAGCCCCGAAGUUUUGGGCACCGUGCAGUGGUUGAUUUCAAGUGCAAGGAUGAUUGGAUGAAACGUCCCAUCUGCAAUGAUGAGAUCGCAUGGUUAGCAAAGCUUCUGGUGAAGUUCUCAGCCUGGAUAAAUGAGAGUCUAGGGCUUAACCGGGACAUGAUGGGCAUGAGCAGCCAUAAGGGUAGUCCUUCUUGGUCCUACAUUGAGUUGUCAUCCAAAAUCGUGUGUGGGACCGCAGAGACGAUGAAAGCGGUGUUAUGGUUUUUCCUAUCUUGGCUCAUUUGUUUGAGUGGGGUAGGAGUUGAGUUAAUGAGAAAGCAUGGGUUGCAGGUGAACUUUAGGGUGCUAGCCUUGAAGAAGGUAGUGAUGAUGUUGCUUAUUAUUUCUGCAUAUUUUGUAGUAAAGAAGGGUUUCACAACCUCUCAAACUGGGUUGAGAAACCUGACAGUGUGAAGAAAUAAUUUAUCUGAAACAAAAGAGGAAGAAGGAGCUGAAUGUUGCCCAGUGAGUCAUGAAAAAGAGAAAAAAUGAGAAGAGAAACAAGAGCUCAUUGCUGUUGCUGUUGUAGUUAGUAUAAAGAUUAGUGUGCAUUAAUGAUAUAAUUUGAGACUUUAGACAUGAGGUCUCAAAUUCAAUUUUGUUUGUUGCUUACAACUUAUACAAAAUUACAUUUAUACAGGUUAAACUUGAUUCAUUUUCUAUAUUCAUUAUAAUGAAUAGAGAAAAGUGAUAUUAUAUUUA
This is a messenger RNA of Ipomoea nil (Japanese morning glory), 2752 nucleotides long. RefSeq lists its product as uncharacterized. The record is from RefSeq and is a predicted model, not a curated record. The coding region runs from base 119 to 2464 and encodes 781 amino acids. NCBI's taxonomy places the organism in Eukaryota, Viridiplantae, Streptophyta, Magnoliopsida, Solanales, Convolvulaceae. The transcript is spliced from 5 exons.